Effrenium voratum is the source of this 405-nucleotide messenger RNA. The record is from the annotation of a GenBank genome assembly. Lineage: Eukaryota; Dinophyceae; Suessiales; Symbiodiniaceae.
AUGGAUGUGCGAGCACUCAAUCACCUCAGCCUUGAGGAGUUACAGGAUCGCCUGCACGAGCGCGGCUUGGACACCAGCGGGAAAAAGUUUACGCUGGCAGAGCGCCUCAGUGCAGCACUUGGAGAGGAGCGACGGCGCAGCAAAAGGAAAGAUGACACACAUGCGCAGUCCCUGGCCACUUGCGACCCAUACUUGGAUCCCUACUUCUUUGGGCCACAGGCUGGCAAGCGGUUGGGAUGCAGGGAAGUGCACUGCCAAGCUGCAAGGAGCCUCCAAGCUCCGCAAGGGCCAGGCCGCAUGGUGGCAGGUCCCGAUCUCCCCGUGUCAGCUCGGAGAAGGCCAGGGCGCAGGGAUUGCGCCUGUUGGCCGAAGACAUCUGUGGCGUUGGGCUCCAGGCGACAUUAG